Messenger RNA from Syngnathoides biaculeatus (alligator pipefish), 2248 nucleotides. It is a transcript of the gene fgfr1op2, whose product is annotated as FGFR1 oncogene partner 2. The record is from RefSeq and is a predicted model, not a curated record. Lineage: Eukaryota; Metazoa; Chordata; Actinopteri; Syngnathiformes; Syngnathidae. Bases 272 to 1009 code for a protein of 245 amino acids. The transcript is spliced from 6 exons. Gene Ontology annotation, biological process: response to wounding.
GUUUUAAACACCGUAGAAAUAUUUUGCCUAAUUUUAGAUUUCGUCAUCAACUUCUCGCUUUGUGAGUCUUAUUUGUAACCACGCGAGAUUUCACGAGAUCUUCGUGCUGCCAUUUAAGUCUGAAAAAGAUUCCACGGUAGAGUUGUGAUAGACUAUUAUCCUUUAUAAAUCCUGUCAUCAAUAUUACGGCCCAGCUACGAGACUGAAUUUUGAACGCAGCGAUUUGUAAUAAAACGGGGAGCCACAUUUUCUCAUUUAUCUGGACUAGCCUAUGGCUAUUGCGAAUGCUAGCUACCAAACAUCAACAGGAAGUAGCAGCCAAGCUAAAGGUCUAAUGUCUUGCUCUUUGAGCUCUCCAGACAUGAAUUGUACUUUGGAGAAAGUCCUGACCGAUGCAAAAUCGUUGGUCGAAAGGCUCCGCAACCAUGACCGGGCAGCAGAGAUGUUAAUCGAGCAGACAACAUUUCUGAAUAAGCGAGUGGACUCCAUGAAGCAGUAUCAAGUAGAGAUUGACUCACUAAACCAGGUCGCACGUCAUCGGCCUCGAUCCAGUCUGAUCCUGGGCAUCCAACAGGAAAAUCGCCAAAUUCGAGCUCUCCAGAUGGAAAACAAAGAGCUCCGGACGUCGCUGGAGGAACACCAGUCUGCGCUGGGGCUCAUAAUGAACAAAUACAAGGAGCAGAUGUUUCGACUGCUCAUGGCCAGGAAGAGGGAUGACCCCAACAUUGUGACCCAGCUGAAGGAGCAGCACACGACGGAACUCCAAGCGCACGCCGACAAGAUCAACGAGAUGGCCUCGGUGAUGAGGAAAGCGAUAGAGGUGGACGAGGGGCGCCUGUGUGAAGAUGAGGAGAGGAUUAAACGGCUGGAGCUGGAGAACAAUGGACUGAGAGAGCUGCUCGGAAUCAGCCGCGAAGCAUUCCUGAUCCUGAACAGAGAGGACGCGUCGGAGAACACGUCGCUCUCGCCGCCGUUGACCAACACUGAACACAAUCUACAAAACAGCUAGAGUAGAGACAGGACUGACCAUUAUGCGUCCGCUACAUUGUGUUGUGGAUGCACCAGUUUUUCCUCCAUGGACUCACCCCCCCUGAACUGCCAGUGCAUCUACUGCAGGGGUCGGGAACCUAUGACCCACAACCCGGAUCUGGCUCUUAUGAUGGUUGCAUAAAGCUCGCGGAACCCUCAUAACAACAUACCGUACAUGUCAUUUCUGUUGCGUAGGCAACGCAAAUGCGGCAGUGACAGUUUGUCCUAGUAGGGUAGCCGUAGUUUCCCGUCCAAUAUGGCAGUUUACGUUAGCAGGUGGAACAAAUGGUGGAAACACUUUUGACAAAGAUCGCUCAAAGAAAAAAAGAUGAGUACUGCAGUUUUUGGAAAGAAUGGGCAAAGGAAUUUGCCUUGGUGGAGAGAGAAAAGGUUCCGCGGCGUGUCUAAAUUAUAAUGACAAAAUUGCAACCGUGAAAUACUCGAAUAUAAAAGCGCCACUUUGUCACGCGCCAUACGACGUUUGCGUCAAAAUAUCCCGCGGGGGCAGCAGGAAGAGAGCGCGUCGAGAGCUGCUUUCAAGAGUCCAAGAUAGUCAGCGGCUAAUCCUUGUUUGGAGCCAACAAGGUGAAUGGAAUUUAGCAAUGGUGAGGAACAUACUUGAUGCUGCCAAUAAAUAUUUCGACAAGUUCGCAUAAAGACAAAAUAAUCAUACGAAUAAAAGACAUGUCAAAUUGAAUUACAUUCACGAUUAACGGAUGGAAUGCUCAACGCGUGCAUGAAGCUAAAUGAUGUACAAAACAGAUUAUAAAGUCAUCAGCAAAGAAGUUGCAUUAAUAGUAAGAAGUACUUUUGUCAAAAUUGAUUAGCAACAAUAAGUAAUGUUAUUUACAAGAAUUCAGAGACUUACUGUACUCUAAAAGUGUUGGUCUUACAUAAAUGCGCAAAUACACCUGGAUUUAGUUUUGAAAAUAUUGUAAGGCUCUUUUGAAAUUUACUUUAAAAUAUUAAAAUAUAUCUAAUCAAAAAGGUUCCCGACCCCUGAGAUACUGUAUAACCUUCCUCGAGAAUUGCAUUUGAACAAUCGAUUUUCUCUUUUUUGUUUUUUUUUUUGUUUUUGGGGGGUGCUUCUUUUAUGUUUGCCAGUGUGGCGAGCAAAGCCUGCAGCACUUGCAAUAACUUGAAAGUGUGUGUGAUCAAGGAAAAUGUGAGUUCGAAUAAAUACAUGACUAUCGAAUAAAGCAUUCGCUGUUUUGGAGUU